Messenger RNA from Humulus lupulus (European hop), 717 nucleotides. RefSeq lists its product as uncharacterized. The record is from RefSeq and is a predicted model, not a curated record. The transcript has a single exon. Lineage: Eukaryota; Viridiplantae; Streptophyta; Magnoliopsida; Rosales; Cannabaceae. Bases 1 to 717 code for a protein of 238 amino acids.
AUGAUGCACGAAAUGAUGCAGAAAUUUUCAGAUGUUAGACCCCAACAUGGCUUGGAUUUAGCGAAGUUGGUUACAAGAGGAGUUGACAAAUUUCCAUUUAUCAAAUGGAUCCAGAACGAGCCCAAGCCCAAAGACUUUAUGAUUCUGUCUUUGCCAACCUUUAAUGGAAAAUGGGACCCACUUAGUCACCUUUUUCAGCUCCAACAGAAGAUGGCAUUGGAAGUCAAUAAUGAAGCAAUACACUGUAAAGUAUUUUCUGGUGCAUUUUAUGGGCUAGCCCUUCUAUGGUUCCGCCAACUCAAGCCGGGAUCGAUUAACGACUUUAGCGAUUUUCACAAUGUUUUCUUGCAACAAUACAAUGCAAAUCAUGAGGCUCUGAGAACCAUGGCAGAUCUUUACCAAAUUGAACAAGCAGAAAGCGAGCAUCCACGACCAUACUUACAAAGAUUCAUUAAUUUGGUUCACCAAUUUCAUGAUGUGGAUCCCACUAUUGUGGCCAACUUGUUUGUCAAAAGUCUGCAAGUAGGGACCCUUCUACACGAAGAUCUCAUUUUGACUCCUCCUUAUGAUAUGACAGAGAUACAACACCACGUAGAAGGUGUCUUUCAGGUGUUAGAAUGCUGCGAGCAUGCACAAAAGAGGUCAACAUUCAUUUCUAAACCUCCACCAGAAAAUCCCCCAUCGAACAGUCAGAAGGAAAAAACGAAAGGGCAAUGA